AGAACGUUUUUGACUCUCUCCAGUACAGUACAUACUCUUUAGCAGAACUGCAAAGACAGAGAGGCUGAAACCAUGGAUGGAAAGGCACAUGUGAAGUCACUCAUGGCGAAGUUUAACGUGGGUAACAGCCCUUCAGAGGAUGUUUCUGGUAACAUUCGACUCUCUAAAGUCACAGGACAACCAACCCAUUCAGGAUUACAAACAAGGAAAGCAGUAUUUGAGAAAUUUGCAAGUCAAGGAAAUGCAGCUUCUCCUUCAGGACCCGCUGUUUCUCAAAAACCUGCUCAUCCUAAGCCGCCUCUGGCAGUCAAGCCUUCAACUGAAGAUAAGACAGAGAAGGAUCCAAAGCCCCCAUAUUUGAAACCAGUGGGGCAAAGGUUUGGGGUUCAACUUCAAGCAACUAAUAGGGAAAGUGAUGGAAAAGCUGGAUACACUAAAACCUCGACCAAAAGUAGUGACUUGGCAAAAGAAGAGCCGAAGUCUCUGUAUCCAAAACCUGCAGGGAACAAGCUUCUUAAUUCAGCUCCUCAAGAGAAGGAAAAAAGGCCUCUGGGAACAAAGCCAAAUUUUAAUUCUGAAGCACAAGAGAGUGAAGAAAAAACAUUGUUUUCAAAAGUAGCUGGAGUUAAGGAAAAGUUCAUAUCUGCAACACAAGAAAAUGAUCCCAAGCCUUCUUUCUCCAAACCAGCUCUUGCACAGAAGCCUUCUCUAAACCUUGCAGUUUCCCACAAUGAAGACACCUCAAGUAAAAACGCUUUCCCACAUAAAGGUCUAGGAGGCCCUAGACCAAAUAUGCAUUCAUUUAAAGCAACAAAGGAAAUGGAUGAAAAUAGUAACUGCGCUGCAGAAACUGCAGGCAGUCAUUUUUCUAACAUGGCUCUGAAACCUACUGGCCACUGGUCCAGCGCAUCUCAAGGCACUCCCAAAAAUGCAGAGGAAAAGACUGAGGAAAAGGGAGUGAGUGCCUCCAGGAAUAUCUUUCUGAACAAAAUCAUCCAGGAAGAAUCUGGUUUAUCUCCUCCCAAGUUCCAUAAAACAAGCACAGCGUUUGCUGCAGGAAGGUCGUUGGGUGGGUCAGAAGAGAAGGAUGACUGGGAUAGGAGCUCAGGAGCCCCAAAACGGAAGUCUUUGCCCCCGCUGUUCAAGCUGGGCCAGCCCCCACAGAAGCCCAGCCGACCACCCAGCGUGGACCUGGAAAGGUUCCAGAAGAGCAUCCCAAGAGACAGUGAGUCCUCUCUGUUCUUGCUUUUAUUUCUUUUCUACCCAUUCAGCACCCAAUUCAUUUCAGGUGGAAUCCUCCCUUCUGUUCAAAAAAAUUGCGACAAAGGUUGUCAGUACCUCAGAAGUGUUACUAAUUUUAUUUCGUUUAUAACUUCUUGUUUUAGUUUACUAAAAUCUAUGAGUCUUGGAAAAGGCAAAUCAGAUGAAAAGUAUCCACAAAAGCUUAAAAUGAUGGAAAGAGAAGAGAAAGAGUUCAGAAAAAAGUUCAAGUUUGAAGGUGAAAUCAAAGUUCUUUACUCUACAACCACUGUCCAGGAUUUGUCCCAAAAAAAGUGGGGAUCUAAAGAUUUGCAGAUUAAACCAGGAGAGCUUCUUGAAGUUAUACAAAGUACAGACGAUACCAAGGUGCUGUGCAGGAAUGAAGAAGGAAAAUAUGGCUAUGUUCUGCGAAGCAAUUUAGUUGAGAACGAUGGAGAGAUUUAUGAUGACAUUGGUGAAGAUUGCAUCUAUGAUAAUGACUAAUGCAGAAUUCUGUGAGAGUAAGAGCUUCAUUGAAGACCAAAAUCUAUGCUGGACUUCUACUUACCAAGCAAAAGAAGUCAUUAAAGAUGAUUAUAACUGAAUUGCUUAAACUCUUCUAAAUGUACAAUAUUUGGUUUGCAUUUUUUAUAAUUUCAGGGUUUUGUUUUCAGUUACUUUGUAAGAUCUUUGUACUGCCAUUUAUGAGAGCAAUUCAAAUGUGGAGCAUAUGAACUGAAACUAAAGUUACCAUCUUCCACUUCUGUUCUACAGUGUUAACAAUCCAUGUAAAAACAAUUCUUCAAUUAGCUGUGCCCAAACAGGCCAAUUCAGGUCUAUGAAGGAUACAAAGGACUACAAACCCUGUGAACAAGUUUUAUACUCUAGCUCCAUUUUAAUGAACUCCAGAGACUGCCACUCUGGGUAUGACAGCAUCCUGUAAAGAUGCUUCCUUUGGGGAUAAAAUCCUGUUGUGAAAACAGGAAAUCAAAAGUGGGCAUCAGAGUAUGUACUGCUCACCUGUUUUUCCAACUGUAAACGUGUUAGCCACACUGACAUGUACAGCCAUGUACCUUUGUUGCUAAAAUUUCUUUUUCUGUGUUGUGCUAGUGAUAGACUACCAAUUUCUAAAAUUAUCUUUAUUUUGUAAGUACUUUUUGGCUGCCAUAACAUUAAUAGUAAAACAUUAAUUAUAAGUUAUGUUACAUUCCACACUCUGAGAUAUAAGCCAUAGAAUAGUCUGCUUUAUAGUAGUGUUGCUUUGAAUAUCUUCAGAAUGCUUAGGUUAAGAUUUAAUUUCUUUGUAGUUUAAAUAUAUAUUGCCGUCCCUAUAAUAUUUUAGGCAUUAAAAUGGACCUACACACUUAUAAAUUAGUUGGAAAUAAUUCCUACAUUUAAAAAGUAUAUUUAUUGAUGCUAUCUUUACCUUCUAGUUAUUAUUUUUUUACACUGGGCUUGUUGGAAUAAGGAUAUAUAAAUUAGAUAUUUCCACGCUAAUCCAUUGUAGAAACAGUAUUUAUUCCUAAAGUAGCCAUGCUAAUUAGUGGUGCUUUCAUAUGAAUGAGCAGAAGCAAAACAAUUUAAAAUGGAUGCAUGUACCAUAAUAAUAAUCACUUUGGACUUGCUUAUUUAUCAGAACUCACUGGAAACCUAAAGAAGUUUACAGUGAACUCCAGUAAAGAGGGUGAGCAAGUACAGAAAAUGGAAUCUAUUUGUACUGUGUGAUGCUUUUGCUGUUUUGUAAGAUAAUCAAAAAUUUGUCAGAACCGAUGUGACUAGGUCAGAAAGUCCUUCUUGAUAAUCAAGUCUCCACUAAUUCUCAAGAGCAGAAAUGAUAAUUAUAUUCGUCAAAACAGUGCAAUGCAGCAAGCUGGUAAGUUUAGCUUCUAAACAGAAAGAAAGAAAUUUUGGCUCUGUUGAAGUCAUAAUUUUGGAAUCACUUUCAGUGCAGCUGAGAUUUGAUCAUACACAAGUGCCCUUUACUGAUAAUUUUAAGUAUGUUAUAUCUCUAAAUAAGAAGAAUGCUAUGAUAGCAAACAUGACAUUAAUUGUAGGAAUAAUAUCUGUAUUUAAAAUCACUGAUAGUACACUGAAAAGCUAUAAGCAAUCUCGAGUUUCCAGUUCUAAAUUUACUAUUAAAACCAGCAUCCAGGCAUGCAAACACCAAUUUUAUUUGUGAAUAUCAGCACCUGUGCUCAAAUUUAAAACAUGAUCUUUUAAAUUAAAUACAAUGAAUGUGUCUUAGCUGCUGGUGGUUGAUUUAUUUUUUCUGGUGAUUUCUAAAAGGUACAUGCACUGGCUAGGUAGUGUGAUAGCAAACUGGAGCAAAUUCCAGUUUCAAACUCUAGACAUUCAGAAAUACUCGACCCCUUGUCAGUUAAAAAUAGGAUAAGAAUUUUCAUGCUUUACAUAGUUAAUUGAGAUGAAGAGUUUGUGUUAAAUUUCAAACUAUAUAUGCCCAAUCUUAUUUUGAUUUCAACUCAUUGUAAUCUCAGUGCAUUGCAGUAGGAUCAACAAAGGAACUUUCCUUCUGUAUGUACUUUAUCUUGCAUUAAAGAAACUCAGUAGUACACAAACCUCUUUUUUCUUUUUUUUUACUUUUUCCUUUUUGUUACUUUACCAAUGCCAUUAGCUGGAUUCAGUGUAUUUUUUGUUUUGUUUCGUUUUAUUUUCCUUCUUCUUCUUAAUAAAUGCAUGCUUUCUCCCAAGACAUGUGGGCACAUCACCUUCUGCCAAACCAGAACAGCAGUAGCUGAAAAAUAACUUCACUGAACAGCAGACAGAGUAAAAAUUAAUUUUAUUAUUGCUGCAAUGGAAGCACAGCUACAAUGUGGUGUUCGUUUGUCAGCAACUACUAUUCAGAAUAUGAUAUGUAAGCAGGAAGACUUCCAGACAGGAAAAUCUACUACUUAGUCGGUUUAAUAAAGGCUAUAUUUUAAGGCUUUCUCACCAGUAAUUUGUUAUAUUAUCUUCUAAAAUUCAUAAAGAAACAAAAAGAAAACUAUUCUCUCUCGACAUUUUUCCCUCUCCAAACUCUGUCUAUAAUCCUGGAGUAUUUGGCUGUGCCUGCUAAAACAUUCAGCACAGAAAACACUAAAAUACUGACAAAAAAACAGGCUUCAACAUGAACACCCCAGCUGAGCUAAAUAGCAUUGCUUUCCAUCCAGUUGGACCUCUAUGGUGUUCUGGUAAACAAACUAAGCAAAACAAAAAAGCAGGAGAGUUUUUUUUCCUCUGAUUCAGCAGCUUUAGCGCAUUUUCCCUGCUUUUACUGCAGGCUUUUCCCUGGGCUACAGGAAUGCCACUGAUCUCCUGUGCAUUCCUGCCUAAGAGGUUUAUAUUUUUGAUCCUCAUAAUUGCAGAUCCCCUGUCUACUCCUCCCUCGGUGGUAACAAAGCCCUCCUCUAUGCGUGAUCCUCUUACAUAAUCCACUUUAGCAGCAAAGAUUGGUGCUUUGGCGAGGGAAAGGAAAUGCAGAGUAGGAACCUAAAUUCAGCAGGUUAAGGAUGAAGCACCACAUUGCUUUACAGCUGAAAUAGGUGCGUGCGUGCAUGUGUGCAUCUCUGUGUAUGUAUUUUGUGGCAAAUAAGUCAACUUCUGAGAAGAAUGAUGGAUCCAUAAAAGGAGACAUCUGACCACCAGCCACAGAUAUUUCUACAAGGAAAAGCUUCCACACACAGCCUCACUGCUGAGUGAAGCAUCCGAACUCAAGGAAACAUGAGUUUGCAUUUGCAUGGCCUCAGUCCUGCCCACUUCUGUGUGCAGUCAAUAGUUGCUGGAUGGCUUGGGAGAUUUUUCCACAAGAUCCCUGCCUCAUUAGUGCAGUUCUGGAUGAGACCUAACAGAAAAGGCAGUUGUUCAGCUCUGCAAAUCUUUCCUGGCCUCCGUUGCACCAGAAGUAUUGUGUCCCAUGGCAUCCACCACAAGUAGAUCUCAGAUUUCCAUGAAUAGGAAUGGACUUAUCUUGUGAAACAGAAAAAUAUUUUGUUCUCAUUUCAGUGUAUGAAAGGAAGGCACAAAGGACAAUUUGUGGCACAUAUCCAUUAGUUCCGGGCAUAAAAGCAAAUUACUAAAGCUAAAUUAAUGAUAUUUUUAGUGCUUUUUUUCCUUAUAUUAGCACUCUCAAUACGUUCUGCUCUUUGCUUCUUCCAGCAGUUAAGAAUAAAGAGGAGAGAGAAAUCACUUUAUGUUUGAAAAGUGUGAACAUCCAAAAUAUAUAUUUUAAAUAAAAUACACAGUAGUAAAAAGGGCAGAUUGGGGAUACCAUUGAAAUUUGAUUUAAAUAAUGGCUUCGAUGAUAUAGUGAAAUGUCUAUUUAUUUUCCACCAAAAUUGGUGUGGACACCAACUUUGCUGUCAUGGCCUGAGUCAUCCCUACAGCUAUAGCCAGAACUACAGCCUUCGGUGCUCGUGGUCUGGGGAGACAUUGGGCUGAGAUACUCAGACUUGUUCUGGAAGAAUUAACUUAUUUCUCUGAAGUCGCUCAACAAGCAUGGCAGCCUAGCCUCCACCCCUACUGCCAAGGAACCAGAUGGUGGUCCCGCCAAAGGAUUUAUCCCCAGCACCUCCCAGCACCACAAUGGGCAUGAAUCCUCCCCGCACUGCUCAGCGUGGCCGCAGCACCACUGACAUCCACCUGUGCAGCAUGAUGGUCCCAGGUCCCAAAAGCAAAACAGCAAGGAGCUCCCCUUGGCUUUUAUUUUCUGUGCUUAGACUACCAGCUCCUGAAUAUGUGUAGAAUUUGUUGAAUUAUUGCUAUUUGCCUCCCUUUAAACCAUUUGGAGAGAAUGGAUUAAGCUGUUAUCAAAUGUAUGAAGUUUCAUGCUCUAGGGUUUUUAUAUCAGCGACCUUGUUGAAAAGAACACAGGAAACUAUUUUCAUUUCUAAUGCACUUAGAAACGUUGCUUAAUCUUAGUAUGUUCACUGUUAGGCACCAAGAAAGUAUGCAAACUGUCAACACGUACAUGAAUGAAACGUGAAUUAAGUGGAUACCAGUGGUCUCAGGAAACACUACCAUUUGUUUUACUUCAGCAGUAUUGCCAAAUCCUACAGUUCAAGCAUCAUGAAACAGACAAAGAAAACAAAAAUCAGUACCAGCUUUUUUCCCUCCCUUUUAAUUCUCUUUUUGGCCUGAUUCCUGAUUCCCAAGUCCUUAGCAGGAAAAGCCACCUGCUCCCUUGUUGGUGCAUGUGGGCUUCGGGUGGGAAAUGCACACGGAGUGCCAGCACAGGGCCCAGGGCCCCCGACUCCUCCUUGCUCUGCCUGAGGGCAUGCCAUGCCCCCAGCUCAGCUCUCUGUCCUGUGGGCAUGCCAUGCCCCCAGCUCAGCUCUCUGUCCUGCUACCCAGCUGCCUCAGGCAAGCCAAAGACCCAAAGACCCAAAGACACGCUGGGUCUGGGUGUCACUGCCCUCUUCUCUGUGUGAGACAUGAUCAGCAUGCUUCCACUUGCUUUCACAAUUACUUUCUCUUCCUUAUAAUUAUUCCUCUUUUCCUCAAUCCUCUGACCAUGGCAUUGUGUCCCUUACUUCCCUGUUUCCCUGUUCCUUUCCCUUUUCGUUUAAUUGAGCUCUUCCCCUAAUUCUUCUUUCCUGCCCCUUGCAUUUGAAUUUUUCUCAGUUUUAGAGAUUGCUCAGUGUAAAUGCCCAUUUUUGGAACAAGAUGCCCAACUCCAUGCUUGACACCAGCAGAGGUUCUCUGCUUGUGCCAACAGCUGAGAAGAGUUUAACAAUUCUUGUGUUUGUGACCUAUGCUGUUUUUAUGUGGUUUUAUGUUUUAUGUGACCUAUGCCAUAGCAUUUCAAAUUAGAUCAAACAGUAUUUGAGGAGGCUUUUUUCAGUACUUAAGUUGAGAUGCUGUAUGUAAGUAAAUCAAAUUACUUAGAGCUUGAAUAAAAAUUAAUAAAUUGACCUAUUCUAAAUAA
Meleagris gallopavo (turkey) is the source of this 7159-nucleotide messenger RNA. The record is from RefSeq and is a predicted model, not a curated record. NCBI's taxonomy places the organism in Eukaryota, Metazoa, Chordata, Aves, Galliformes, Phasianidae.